CUGCAGUUUACUGACACCGCUACAACGUGUUUUUAUCGCUGGCUGUCCAGACGGAAGGUGCUGAAACGCUUUGUCGCGUGUCUGGAAGAAGUGAAAACUUUCCUGGGCAGCAAAGGGCUCACCUUUCCUGAGCUGGAACAGCCAGAGUGGCUGGAAAAGCUACACUUCAUGGUAGACAUGACAGCGCACCUGAACACGCUGAACACAGCUCUUCAGGGGAAAGGACGUACAGCCCUGCACAUGUUGGAGGAUGUUUUGGCAUUCGAGCGCAAGUUGACAGUGCUUGCCAGAGAUUUACAGAAAGGCACUUUGUCUCACUUCCCCAAUUUGAGAGAGUUCAAACAAGGUCACGACAUGAUAAUUUCGGAGUAUUUACAUUCUGCAAUCAUCGCAAUGCAAACAUCGUUUGGGAAACGCUUCUGUGAGUUCAGAGAGGAAAAAAACACAUUAUCCUUCCCGGUCACUCCCUUAAGCAUCGAUCCUUCCCUACUGAAUACGACUGCAUUGGCAGGUGUGAGUCAACCUGAUCUUGAGAUGGAACUGGCCGACAUAGCCGACAAAGACAUAUGGGUGUCCAAGUUUAGACGCUUGACAGCAGACCUUGAAGAUGUUGCCCGUCAGAAGGCCGUUCUUGCUCAGAAACACAAAUGGAGUGAUAUUGAAAACCUCACAGAUGACAGCUUGCGAUCCUGUGUAAAGAUGAAGGUGACAUCAUACAGCCCUGAUGUGCAGACGCUGUGCGCUGAGGUCCAGGAGCAGAAAUCCCAUUAACCAAGAUGACAGCUGGCUGACGUUAUUUUUGGUUUGCUGCUGGCGGAAAAUUUAAGUUCGGCGUUUUUCAUAAAUACAAGAAGGACUCAAAUAGACAUUGAAUAUUUUACUUAAAAGUAACUUUCAACCCAACGUCUUUUUUUCGGAGUUCAAAAUGUUUUUGUUGCAUGCAGAAAUGUAAUUUCGUUUUCUCUGCAGGAGUUCAUCAAUUUCAUAAAUGCAACACAUUAUAGUUUGUUUAUACAUAGCAUAAAGGCAAAAAAAACGUUGUAUGCAGUGUUAUUUCAUUUUAAAUGUCAA
Molecule: messenger RNA, 1071 nt
Organism: Hypanus sabinus (Atlantic stingray)
Lineage: Eukaryota; Metazoa; Chordata; Chondrichthyes; Myliobatiformes; Dasyatidae
Product: general transcription factor II-I repeat domain-containing protein 2-like
Exons: 2
Coding region: 169-771 (200 amino acids)
Source: RefSeq, a predicted model, not a curated record